Syngnathus typhle (broad-nosed pipefish) is the source of this 5143-nucleotide messenger RNA. It is a transcript of the gene plekhh2, whose product is annotated as pleckstrin homology domain containing, family H (with MyTH4 domain) member 2. The record is from RefSeq and is a predicted model, not a curated record. The transcript is spliced from 30 exons. Gene Ontology annotation, cellular component: cytoskeleton; cytoplasm. The coding region runs from base 191 to 4495 and encodes 1434 amino acids. NCBI's taxonomy places the organism in Eukaryota, Metazoa, Chordata, Actinopteri, Syngnathiformes, Syngnathidae. Gene Ontology annotation, molecular function: actin binding. Gene Ontology annotation, biological process: negative regulation of actin filament depolymerization.
UAAAUAUGUGAUUGGAUCUGUUGACAAAACCAACUUUUUUCCCCCCUGGAACUCUUUGGCAAGAGAAAGUCGCUGAUGGUUUACUCAUGAAAAACGUCAACGGGAAUGUAUAUAGUCGUCGCCAUGGACAUGGCAUGAAAUCACGCGUGUAGCGGUGUUCCAUCACUUCUUUUCACGAGAACAGGUCAAUAUGGCGGAAGGUGAGGAUACAAUGAGUCAAGAGGACUGGAAGGACAAGUGUAUGGUCCUCGAAGCGCUCCUCAUGAAGUUCAGGGUUCAGAUCAUCAAAAUCCGAGAACUUACUGCUGACAAGAUUCAACAACUGGAGACUCAAGUAAUUGAUGCUGAAAAACGAGCUUUCACCGCUCAGCAGCAGGCGCAAUGGAUGGAGGAGAAGCUGAGGGCUCCAGACGGUCAGCUCCAAAACUCUGAGAAGGUUUGGUUUCAGCGCUGCCAGGAGUUACAGGCCUUAGUGCAGGAGAAGGAAGAUGUCAUCACCAGGCUGAAGCAGCAGCUGGAAGAGCAGAAACAGUCAAGGCUUCAAGAUGCCAAAACCGUGGAGGAAAAAGCAGCAAAGAUCAAGGAAUGGGUGAUGCUAAAGUUGUCAGAGUUUGAGGUCGAGAACACGGCACUAAAAGAAACCAACAAACAACAGGAAGCUCAGAUUGGUGAGCUCAAGAAGAAAAUGGAAGAAUUUGAGCAGAAAUGUUCCGGUAGACCAGCAGUGGCGGGUAAAGCCCACCGAGUUAGCAGCCUGACGUUCGGCUGCUUCCAUGUGAGAGGAAAGAGCGCACAGGUUCUGACGGGUCCGAUUCCCUCACAGAGGAGCCUCAGCACCGAGGAAGAAACUGAAGGCAGGAUCAACAUUGACAAUCAAAGCAAGCAGAAAGGCGCCGAAGGCCAAAGACCAGACCAAACCGGACUCUUCGAGAAUGAGAACAUUAGUCCGAGCAGCCCCGAGUCUUGUAGUGUUUCCUCGGUGCUCUCGAGCGCUGAAGGAGAAGGGUGUGAAGUUAGAGAAGGAGGCCUGGAGAGCGAGGCCUACCUGACAGCCUCGGAUGACAGCAGCUCUCUGUUUGACGACGAUAUGCAGCGAGCAGGAAGGCCCGGUUUCGGCAUUCCGGGAACGUCAGAUGGGACACCCGGCGAGUAUAAAAUGAAGGAGGACAGUACUUCAGAAGAGCUCAACAAACGAUUCCAAUCACAGAGACUUGACUCGUCGUCCUCGUCCGGCGAAUUGAACCCCCCCAGCCCCGUCGUCACACCGGCUCUCACUCCCAAACGACCCAACCCACCCCAAGACCUGAGAGAUACCCCUGCUUCUCCAAAACAACCCAGACUGCGGACCCCGGCGGCCUUGGGCUUGACUCACAAGAAACAUCUGAGCCAACCACCUGUCAGCACCGAGGCAGCUCACGGACAAACACGUAACGCCCUCAGCAUGCUGCGCUCCGAAAGCGACCUCGACCGAGUCCAAGAAGUGGACAUGGAAACAGGGAAGGAUCCGUCCCUGCAGAUCCGCCCCGGCUCCCGCAGCAAAGCCGCAAUGCUUUCCAUACAGACCACACCCGGGGUCCCUACUGAUGCGUGUCUGGAAAUAAAGUCAGACAGUCACAGCUCACCUCCUACACCCCCUUUACACAGGCUCCCCUCCUGGGAGAGUCGCAUCUACGCAGUGGCUAAAUCAGGAAUCAGGCUGUCUGACACAUCAUGCACAGAUUCAACUAGCAAAGACCCCUCUCUGCAAUCCUCCUAUCCUGCUUUUGUAAUAUACACUUCGCUCAUUUAUAAAAAUAUGACCGCACCCGUUUAUACUACUCUGAAGGGGAAAGCCACUUUGCUGAGCAACAACCCGUAUUUAGAUGAGUCAUCUAGCUCUGAGGAGUCAUCCAGUUCUGGAGAGGAGGAUGGUUCCUUAUGCAGUUCCCAGGCGUCCUUUGGAUCCAAUAAGGAUAGCAAUCCAGGCAGCCCACGCUCUAUCAAAAGAGCAGUAUCCGCGUCUUCAAUGACAUCAGAGAGCGACUACGCCAUCCCACCUGACGCCUAUUCCACCGAUACUGAGUGCUGGGAACCAGAACAGAAACUCCCCAAAACUUGCUCCUCUGCUGGUGACAGCAAAAGUGAGUCCAUGGAGAAAUCAGGCUACCUGCUGAAAAUGGUGAAGACAUGGAAGAAAACCUGGAAGAGACACUGGUUUGUCUUGAAAGACGGAGAGCUUCUUUAUUAUAAAUCCCCGAGCGAUGUGAUCAGGAAACCUCAAGGUCAGAUUGAGGUCAACGCCACCAGCAACAUCGCACGAGGUGAAGGAAAACAAGUGGUCCAGAUAGUGACGGGGAAGCGAGUGUGUUACCUGAAAGCGGACUCUCCUAAUCUGCUGGACGAAUGGCUCAUGGUGCUGCAGAGGGUGUUAAGAGUCAAGGCUGCAAGUCCGCUCUACACUCAACCGGAUAUUCGGCCCGGCAUGAAGGGACACCUUGUCAAGGUAAAGCAUGGCUACUCUAAGCGGGUUUGGUGCGCUCUGAUUGGUAAAACUCUCUACUACUUCCGGAGCCAGGAGGACAAGUUUCCACUUGGUCAGGUAAAGCUUUGGGAUGCCCAGGUUGAGGAAGUGGACAAGUCUCGGGAUUCGGAUGAUGGCUUGAAAGCAUGUGGGGGUGGAUUACAGGCCUAUACCAUCGCCAUCCAUCCUCAGGAUCAAGACCCGACUUACCUGCUCAUUGAAUCUCGCCAUGAGAAGGAUUCGUGGCUGUACCACCUGUGUGUCGCAGCAGGGACCAUGAUGGGGAAAGUCGGCACUGAGUUUGAAAAAUUGGCAGGGAAACUCUUUCAAGUGGAUGGAGAUCCAAAUUCUGAGAUUUGGAGACACCCAACACUAUGUUUCAGUAAGGAAGCGCUAUUGUCUCCGCUCACCACGUUACCUUCACAGGCCCUGCAAACAGAGGCGGUCAAACUCUUUAAGACUUGUCAGCUGUUCAUCAAUGUGGCCAUUGAUGCCCCAGCCAUCGACUAUCACGUCUCCCUGGCUCAGAGCGCCCUCCAGGUGUGUCUGACUCACCCUGAGCUUCAAAAUGAGUUCUUCUGCCAGCUCAUCAAGCAGACCCAAAAAAGGCAACCGCAUGGAAAUCCGGGACCCUUGCAGGGCUGGCAGUUUUUAGCCUUGUGCGUUGGACUGUUUCUGCCUCAACAUCCUUUCCUCUGGCUGCUCCAAGUCCAUCUUAAAAAGCAUGGGGAUUCCAGGACUGAAGUGGGUAAAUAUGCCAUCUACUGCCAACGUUCAAUGGAGCGCACCCAGCAGAAGGGUGAGAGGCAGGCCAGACCAUCCCGCAUGGAGAUCCUUUCUAUUCUGCUAAGGAAUCCUUAUCACCACUCCCUGCCUUUUAGUGUGCCUGUGCACUUCCUCAAUUACACCUACCAGGUAGUAAGUUUCGAUGCGUCGACCACAGUGGAUGAGUUCCAGUGUCGUCUCAACCAGGACACGGGUAUGAGGAAAACAGGGCUGUCGGGUUUCAGUGUGUACACCGAUGACCCCACUGGACGAGAGUUGGAGCACUGCUUGCAUCAAGGGAGCAUCAAGAUUUGUGAUAUUAUAUCCAAAUGGGAACAAGCAUCCAAAGAGCAGCAUACGGGCAAGUCAGAAAAUACCAGAACGGUCCGUCUCACUUACAAGAACAGGCUAUACUUCACCAGCCAGGUACGGGGAGAGUCAGAGAGGGAAAGAUUGUUGCUGGCCUAUCAGAUCAAUGAGGCCAUCGUAGCAGGACACUUCCCCGUCAACAAGGAGCUGGCUCUAGAAAUGGCUGCCUUACUGGCUCAGGUUGAGUUUGGUGAUUUUGAACGUUCCUUCUUGACUCCUGGACCUGUUCAAACAAAGUCCAACCAAACUUUGAAGCAGGUCCUGGACAGAUUCUACCCCAAGCACUACCGUCGGACCAUGUCUGAGGAACAACUUAGGCAAUUGCUCCAGCGUCUCUCUGCUCGCUGGUCCUCACUCAGGGGUCGAAAUUCAUCUGAGUGUGUCAGGAUUUACCUGACAGUUGCCAAGAAGUGGCCGUUCUUUGGUGCCAAACUUUUUGAAGCUGAGUCCAUCACUUCCUCUCCAGACCCAGCAGCACGUGUCUGGCUGGCAGUUCACGAAGAUGGUAUCAGUGUUCUGGAGCACAACUCAAUUAAACUACUGCUAUCCCACCCUUACAAAAAUGUGAUGACGUUCGGGGGCUGCAAAGAGGACUUUAUGCUUGUGGUGGGACAGAACAACUCCAACAAAGAUAAACCCUCAGAGAAACAUACCUUUGCUAUGGAUACUUCAAAGAUCAGAGAGAUCACACUCCUCAUCUCCAGCUACAUCAACAGCGCACAUCAGCAGAAGGCUGCAGCGCAUCACCUUUCCGCCCCUGCUCUAAUGGUGGCCCAGCCAAUCAGCCUGAAAUGCAAAGAGUUGAGGAGCAAGUCUCCACCAGCUCUGGGACGUUCCAGUAAGACCCCCACAUUGUUGUGACAGCACAGUCUUGAAAGGUUCCCUUUAUAGGGACAAAGGUACAAACUAAUCCACAGCAUUGUCCUGGCUGAGGAGUCAACACUGCUUACCGAUUAACUAAGCUAAUGUUCUCAAUAUCUUUAAUCUCUGCUGUCUGGUGCAUUUUAAUGUACAAACACUGUGGGCUGGAGGAGCAGAGAAUUUUUUUUCUUUUCUAAACUAAUUAGCAUCCUUUUUGUGAAGCGGACUUUCUAGACUGGGUAAGAAGUUACGAAAGCUCAUGAAAGUAGAAAUGUAAGACAGGUUUGAAGCAAUGAGAAUGUCUGAAUUGUCAAAAUGCAAUGCAGUAGGAGUCAGGCAGAAGGCCGACUUGUAAAAGAGUAACAAACCUGCCAGCAAUGUGCUUUGUGGUUACUGAAUAACCAGGGUGGAAAGGAAAAGGGGAAACUCAUCUUAAAGCUGCAGAAUGGUGCUCGACCUGUGUCAUUUUGCACUUUUAAACACACACAUCAUCACAUAAAAACUGGAAAUACAAGUCAUUUAAUAUACGGUACUUUUAUAUAUUCCAUUGAUGCUUGUUUGUGACAAUGCAUUUUAUUUAAAUAAUUUUUGGAACAUGUGUGACUGGAUAAACUAUGACAAAUAAACAAUAUAUAUACGUAUAAAAUU